This is a messenger RNA of Scaptodrosophila lebanonensis, 4594 nucleotides long. RefSeq names its product guanylate cyclase soluble subunit beta-1 (gene Gycbeta100B). Gene Ontology annotation, molecular function: heme binding; guanylate cyclase activity. Lineage: Eukaryota; Metazoa; Arthropoda; Insecta; Diptera; Drosophilidae. The record is from RefSeq and is a predicted model, not a curated record. Gene Ontology annotation, cellular component: guanylate cyclase complex, soluble. The transcript is spliced from 18 exons. The coding region runs from base 478 to 2928 and encodes 816 amino acids. Gene Ontology annotation, biological process: response to oxygen levels; cGMP biosynthetic process.
GCGUAGUACGGAAAGAACUGAAAGCAUCUCCCAGCGCGCGUAUUUUGUUAUCAAUCGCCAGUAACACACACAACACACAACACAAAAGCGACAGCAUCAACAACACAAACAACGAGUCAAGUGAAAGUUGUGUGUCAGUGUGGAAAUAGAAGUGAAAGUGAAGCACAAUACAAAUAAAUCACGAGUCAAAAAUACCAAACAACAAGAGGGUAUAAGUUAAGCCGUCGUACCACAGAGAAGAAGAAAUCACAUGAAAACAAAUAGUUUUUGUUCCACAAAAUACGAAAUAAAACAUUUAUAAAGUCUGUCACGAGCACUUUUAAAAAAUUUCAAACUAAAAUGCAAAAACGUUAAGCUCAUGCAUCGAAUUGUGUGGUGCGUAUGAACAUCGAAUUAAAGCGAGGAGUGUACAUUGCAACAAUUGCUCGCGCAUCGAGUUCUGACUGCUUUCACAGCUGAAACUAAAAGGCAGCAAAAAUGUAUGGCUUUGUUAACUACGCCUUGGAGCUGCUGGUGCUCAAACAUUUCGGCGAGGAGAUAUGGGAGAAGAUCAAGAAAAAAGCCAUGGUCAGCAUGGAAGGACAAUUUCUGGUCCGACAAAUUUACGACGAUGAAAUAACGUACAAUCUAAUUGGAGCAGCUGUUGAGAUACUCAAUAUACCCGCAGAUGAUAUCCUGGAGCUGUUCGGCAAGACAUUCUUUGAGUUUUGCCAGGACUCUGGCUACGAUAAAAUUCUGCAGGUCCUGGGCGCCACACCACGUGAUUUUCUACAGAAUCUGGAUGCAUUGCAUGACCAUCUGGGCACCCUGUAUCCAGGAAUGCGUGCACCCUCGUUCCGGUGCACAGAGAAGGAUGGCGAACUGCUGCUUCACUAUUACUCCGAACGACCCGGACUCGAGCACAUUGUCAUCGGCAUAGUCAAGGCCGUUGCAUCGAAGCUGCAUGGCGUCGAGGUGGAAAUCGACAUUGUGAAGCGCAAGGGCGAGCCCAUCGAUGAGGCCGAGAAGCUGCGCGCCCUGGCAAGGGAGCAGCAACAAUUGGAUAGUGAGGCGUCUACAUCGCCGCAGCCACCAGCAGCGGAUGCCGAGCAGAAUAAUAAUCACAAUGCCAGCAACAAUAGCAGCGGUGGGGAUAGUGUUGCAAAUGGCGCCGGCAGGAGCAACAACAACAACAACGAUGGUGUGCAGGCUGAUGAGAGGGCAGCGAGUUCGAGCAGAAAGCAAGCAGCAGGCGAGCAAUGUCCCUUUCGGACCAAUGCAUCCACACCCUUGCCACCUGCCAGCACGCCCAGCGGCCCACCUGUGCAGGACAGCUUCGACUGCGAUGGCGAUAAGGACCAGAAAUGUUUGCGCCUCCUCAAAAACAAGAGCGACGACAUCGAGCGCUACGAUCAUGUUCAGUUCCUCAUACGUGAAAUAUCCUCGACAGGCAAAUCACAGUUGGAUGCCAAAAAAGAUGAGGUCAUAGCCAGCGAUGACGUGGAUUUUUUGUGUGAAGCUCCGCUUAUAUCGCCGGCCACUUUCUGCAAGGUGUUCCCAUUUCAUCUCAUGUUCGACAGACAAAUGAAAAUUGUGCAGGCCGGGAAAUCGGUGUCCCGUGUAAUACCCAGAGUGGCCGAGGAGAACUGUUCCCUAAUAGAAGUGGUUGAGGCCAUACGCCCACACUUGCAGCUGACAUUUGAAAAUGUUUUGUCGCACAUAAACACAAUCUACGUGCUGCAGACGCGACAGGGCGCCUUGGGACGCAACGAGCAACGUUAUUUGAGACUGAAGGGACAAAUGAUGUAUAUACCCGAAACCGAUCGCAUUUUAUUUCAGUGCUAUCCGAGCGUUAUGAACUUGGACGAUUUGACAAAGAAGGGGCUGUACAUCUCGGAUGUGCCCCUGCACGAUGCCGCCAGAGACCUGGUGCUGCUCUCUGAGAAAUUCGAGGCCGAGUACAAGCUGACUAAGAACCUGGAAAUGCUCACGGACAAACUGCAGCAAACGUUCCGAGAUCUGGAGAGUGAGAAGCAGAAAACGGACAGACUCCUCUACUCGGUCCUACCCAAAUCCGUGGCGAAUGAGUUACGACACCAGCGUCCAGUGCCGCCCAAACGGUACGACUCCGUAACGCUCAUGUUCUCGGGCAUUGUCGGCUUUAGUCAAUACUGUGCGGCCAAUACGGAUCCCGAGGGCGCCAUGAAAAUUGUGAAAAUGCUUAACGAGCUAUACACGGUCUUCGAUGCGCUCACCGACUCCAAGCGUAAUUUGAAUGUAUACAAGGUGGAAACUGUCGGUGAUAAAUACAUGGCUGUCUCGGGACUGCCCGACCUAUGUGAGGAUCAUGCCAAGUGUAUGGCACGUGUUGCUCUAGAUAUGAUGGAUAUGGCCAAGAAUGUGAAAAUGGGCACGAAUCCAGUGCAAAUCACCAUUGGCAUUCACUCUGGAGAGGUGGUCACUGGCGUAAUUGGCAAUCGCGUGCCUAGGUACUGUCUUUUUGGCAACACGGUGAAUCUGACGAGCCGCACGGAGACCACCGGCGUUCCCGGCCGCAUUAACGUCAGUGAGGAAACAUACAGCUUGCUGUGCCAGGAGAUCAACCAGGACGAUUCGUUCCAUCUGGAGUAUCGCGGCCCGGUCAUAAUGAAAGGCAAGCCAACGCCCAUGAAUUGCUGGUUCCUGACGCGCGCCACUGGCACGGGAAGCAGUGGCGCCACUAAUCCCAGUGGAAACGGCAGUCUCGACUCGCCUCUACUGCAACCUACAACGCCAACGUCCGCACAGACGCCCACACUGACGCGCACGGGUCAUGCAAGCGUCUCACGUACAUCCUCGGCUGGAGCUGGCGGUUCAGCUGCUAGUGGCGGUAGCGGUGGUGGUGUUGGGGUAACCCCUUCCUCCACAGCUGCAUCCGCAUCUACUGCAUCACAGCAGGCAGAAGCAUAGAAAAUGUGUACGGAUUCGUCUUGCUGCUGCUGAAAUAUCCUGUAAAGUCGCCACCACAAGUCUACAUACGUGAAUUUGCGCAUGACUUCACCAACUAUCCAACUGCCUGUCCACCCCUUCUCCAGAUCCACCGUAGUCUGCAAAUACACACAAGCCACAAGCAACGAGCCACGAGCCACUUAACCACUUCAUUUCUACGGCAUUGUAUUUGUCUUGGCCUGCAUGCAUGUGUGCGUCUGUAUGUGUCUGCGUUUGUUGUUGUUGUUGGUGUUGAUGUUGGUGUUGGUGUUGCUCCUAUAAGCUGCUGGCUCCUGUUGGCUCCACGUUGCGGUCGUAUCGCUGUGCAAGGCAAGACGAACGAUAAAAGCAAAGAAAUGCAAGUCAGAUGGGCGUACAACACCUGUAAAAAUCAGCUAUAUAUACAAUAUAUAUACAAUAACUAUAUUCAAAGCUUCAUUAAAUAUGUGUGCCAGGGAAAUAUUUGUUACCAUUUUAGUAUGUAUAGUAUGUAUGUAUUUAUUCUACUUUGUGAUGGUUUCUUAGGCUGACCCUUGUGCUAUAUACUCGUACAUAUGUACAUGUAAUUUAUAUACACACUAUAAAUCUAAUUAAAUCAAGUAAUUAAUGCAAAUAACUAACAAUUGUACUCGUAUAAUGUAAACGUACCAAGAACUGUAAGCAACAAAUAUGGGCAACAAACUAAGGCACAUAUUCUAAUCAACACUACUUGCAAAGUUUAUGCGUUUAGUUAAGUAAGUAAUAUUUAAGACAACUCUCACAUACUUACUAUACAUAGUUGAAAGACUCACCAACUACUAAGGAAAUAGAAAGCGACAGCAAACUGUCAAAAUAUAUAUAGAACAACACAUACUAUAUGUUCAGCAUUCGCAAACCACAAGAUAUCGAGCGGCGGCUUGGCACAACUUUGCUGUAAACUACUAUACAGGGCUAUCGACCAGAAACCCAGAAAUUUUACCAACACAAAAAUGCACUAUCUACUAAAUAAAUAUGAGAACAAACUACAUAUAUACUAUAUAGUACAACAUCUAUAUAUGAGUAUAAAUUAUAUGUUCACAAAACAACUAAGAAAAUAAUUAAGUAAUCUCUCAAUAGAGAAAUCCAACUAGCAACACUACAAAAACCGCUCUGUGCAUCACUUAAUUUAUUUUAAGAAAAUUUAUGUAAAGUUCUGACAAAUCUGUACUACAACUACAACUGAAAAUAGCUUUAUAGUUCUUAAGAUGUCGCUCGAGCAUAUGAAGGUAACUGAAAAUCAUUGCCUAAUUAAGUGAAUGUAUUAAAUAUUAUCCCUUAUUAUAUUCCGUUUAUAUACUCAUAAGAGCAAAAUACAUUAGCACAGACAUACUAUAUCCAUAGAAAAAUACGCCACACAAUUAUUCGUACUAAAUAACUUGUUCAGUUGAAAGUUCUUAGAGCCUAAGCAAUAGUUGUAGGAUUGCCGGCAAUUGGUUGUAGCCAGGAUUGGGAGCGAGUGAAGCCAUUUUUUUUUAGCGUUGAAAAACGUGCAGAGGAGGGAGAAGUGAAGUUAUAAGGUAAUAUCUUUUAAAUUUCUCUCUCUCUCUUUCUCUAUCUAUCUCUCUCUCUCUCCUUUCCCCUUCUCUUAAGUGUAAAUGUUAAAUAUGUUGAAACAAAAAAAAAUAUUGUA